Gadus chalcogrammus (walleye pollock) is the source of this 1990-nucleotide messenger RNA. It is a transcript of the gene pitpnm3, whose product is annotated as PITPNM family member 3. The transcript has 12 exons. NCBI's taxonomy places the organism in Eukaryota, Metazoa, Chordata, Actinopteri, Gadiformes, Gadidae. Gene Ontology annotation, cellular component: cytoplasm. The record is from RefSeq and is a predicted model, not a curated record. The coding region runs from base 150 to 1964 and encodes 604 amino acids. Gene Ontology annotation, molecular function: metal ion binding; phosphatidylcholine binding; phosphatidylinositol binding. Gene Ontology annotation, biological process: phospholipid transport.
GGUGCAGGCACGAGGACGACCGAGGAGGAGGAGGAGGAGGAGGUGGAGGAAGAAGCCAGCGCAGACCCGCCAAAACUAUCACACAACAUAAGCAUACCGGUUCUCCUAACUGCAUUUUCGGUCGGUUGGGCGACGGAGAGAAAGGCGCCAUGUCAAAGGAACCACGGGGCAAAGCCUCGGCCCGGAAGCACAGCGCCGCCCACUGGUGCCUGCAGAACAUCGCGCAGGAGUCCGUCGACAGCUCCGACGAGGAGUUCUUCGAUGCAAAAGACGUGCUGGAGGGGAAGAGCGCCAUGCUGCUGGGCAUGAGCCAGUGGAACUCCAACGACCUGGUGGAGCAGAUCGAGACGCUGGGCCACAUGGAGGACCAGGCGCACGCGGGUCUAUACCACCUGGGGGACCCCCGCUGUCCCCCCCAGAACAGCAUAGAUGGUCUGGAGGACACCCCGAAGAAGUGCCGGUCCCACGUGCUGCUGCUGGUGGUCCACGGCGGCAACAUCCUCGACACGGCCAGCGGGGACCCCAGCGCCAAGGCGGGCGACGCCGCCACGCUGGCCUCCGUGCUGGAGAAGGUGACGCGGGCGCACUUCAAGGCGGCGGCGGAGCACGUGGUGAUCCGCCUGGUGCCCUGCCCGGCCGUCUGCGCCGAGGCCUUCUCCCUCGUCUCACACCUGAACCCGUACAGCUACGAUGAGAGCUGUGUGUCCAGCAGCGUGGACCACCUCCCCCUGGCCGCACUGCCACUCCUGGCCAUCGCCUCCCCGCGAUACCUGGACGCCGUGGAAACGGUCAUCGUGCGGGCCAACCAGGUGUACCAGAGCUUCCUGCACUCGGAGGACGGCCAGGGCUUCACGGGCCAGGUGUGUCUGAUAGGGGACUGCGUGGGCGGCGUUCUGUGCUUCGACGCGCUGUGCUUCAGCCAUCAGAGGGCUGGCAGUCCUGGCAGCCAUCAGAGGGCUGGGAGCCCCAGCAGCAGCAGGAACAACAGCACCGAGAGCCUCAAGAACACCCAGGGCCUGCUGGGCGAGUCCAACCCCGGCCUGAGCUCCAGCAAGCGUCUGAGCAAGAGCAACAUCGACAUCUCGGCCCCCAACGAGGGCAACGGCCCCGGGCCCCGCUCCCCCCUCAGCCGCAAGCAGAGCGACUCGUACGACGGCGACACCGGAGCCUCCACGGGCCAGCACCACAGCUUCUUCUCCAGCCUGAUGAAGGAGAGCCUGGAGGUGUGCUCCAGUAACAGCGGCUACCUGGUGCUGAACCCAGGCCGCUUCGACUUCGACGUGUCGGACUGCUUCCUGCUGGGCUGCCCCCUGGGCCUGGUGCUGGCCAUGAGGCGCACGGUGCUGCCCACCAUCCAAGUGAGCCAGCUGCACCCGGCCUGCUCCCAGGUGUUCAACCUGUUCUACCCGUCGGACCCCUCGGCAGCCCGGCUGGAGCCCCUGCUGCAGGCCCUCUUCCACCGCCUGCCGCCGCUGGCCGUGCCCCGCUACCAGAGGUACCCCCUGGGGGACGGACGCUCCGCCCUGAUAGCAGCAGGACUAACUCCUGUCCACUGGGCCCCAGACCUCACCGUAGCAGCCGAUUAUCCCGUGUUCCUGAGCGACGGCUACGCCGCCCACCUCUCCACCCUGCAGUUCGGCCACCGGGCGCGGCCCAAGAAGACGUCCUCGGUGCGCAUGGUGCUCCGGAAGGGCUCCUUCGGCCUCUCCGCCAAGCCCGACUUCCUCUGCAAGCGCACCCACCUGCGGCGGACCAUGUCGGUGCAGCAGCCCGACCCCCCCUGCACCCCCAACCCCAAGCCCGAGAGGGCCCAGAGCCAGCCCGAGUCGGACAAGGACCCCGGCGGGGGGGGAGGAGGAGGAGGAGGAGGUGGAGGUGGAGGUGGAGGAGGAGGAGGAGGAGGAGCAGCGGUGCACGGUGUGUGGGGACGGGCCUCCAUGCACCGGGGGGACACCACCCCCUGACGUCCAGCCCGGAGAGGGAGGAGGUC